Messenger RNA from Neocloeon triangulifer, 2482 nucleotides. It is a transcript of the gene ND-75, whose product is annotated as NADH-ubiquinone oxidoreductase 75 kDa subunit, mitochondrial. The record is from RefSeq and is a predicted model, not a curated record. Gene Ontology annotation, cellular component: membrane. The transcript is spliced from 12 exons. NCBI's taxonomy places the organism in Eukaryota, Metazoa, Arthropoda, Insecta, Ephemeroptera, Baetidae. Gene Ontology annotation, biological process: ATP synthesis coupled electron transport. Gene Ontology annotation, molecular function: iron-sulfur cluster binding; NADH dehydrogenase (ubiquinone) activity. The coding region runs from base 81 to 2261 and encodes 726 amino acids.
GCAGUUUUGUUGGCAGCAUUUGUAUCAGCUGGGAAGAUCGGAGAAAAAUUUUCCUUCCCAUAUUUUGAGUCGUUUUCAGGAUGUUGCGCGUCCCCCUGUUGCGGGCCUUGAAUUCGGCAAACUCCGCAAGAUGCCUGGUGCAGACCAGCAGGGCAUCUGGCACUCAGGCGCCCGAAAAAGUUGAAGUUUUCAUCGAUGACAAGAGCGUCUUGGUCGACCCGGGCACAACAGUGCUGCAGGCAGCAGCUCAGGCCGGAGUAGAAAUUCCAAGAUUUUGCUACCACGAACGAUUGGCGAUCGCAGGAAAUUGCCGAAUGUGUUUGGUGGAAGUCGAAAAGUCGCCCAAGCCUGUCGCUGCCUGCGCCAUGCCUGUGAUGAAAGGCUGGAGAAUCAAAACCAACUCUGACAUGACCCGCAAGGCUAGGGAAGGAGUGAUGGAGUUUCUUUUGGUCAACCACCCUUUGGAUUGUCCCAUCUGUGAUCAGGGUGGCGAGUGCGACUUGCAAGACCAGAGCAUGGCUUUUGGCAGCGAUCGUAGCAGAUUCACAGACAUCAGCUACGAGGGAAAGAGGGCCGUCGAGGACAAGGACAUUGGGCCUCUGGUCAAGACCAUCAUGACAAGGUGCAUCCACUGCACCAGGUGCAUUCGAUUUGCCUCCGAGGUGGCAGGCAUUGACGAUUUGGGCACCUCCGGACGAGGCCAUGACAUGCAGGUUGGCACUUAUGUCGAGAAAAUGUUCCUCUCUGAGUUGUCUGGCAACAUCAUCGACCUCUGCCCUGUCGGUGCCCUCACUUCCAAGCCCUAUUCUUUCACGGCUCGACCUUGGGAAACCAGAAAGACCGACAGUGUUGACGUUUUGGAUGCCCUCGGCAGCAAUAUCGUUGUGUCCACCAGAACCGGGGAGGUGCUCAGGAUUCUUCCUCGACUCAACGAGGACAUCAAUGAGGAGUGGCUUUCCGACAAGUCUCGAUUUGCUUGUGACGGUUUGAAACGCCAACGCCUUGUAACCCCAAUGCUGAAGAACAACAAGGGCGAACUGGUUCCUGUUGAAUGGGAGGAUGCUUUGAUUUCCGUGGCCAAGGCACUCAAGUCGGUUCCCGGAAACCAGAUUGCUGCCAUUGCAGGAGGUCUUGUUGAUGCUGAAUCCUUGAUUUCCCUCAAGGAUCUCCUCAACAGACUGGGAUCAGAGUCUUUGAACACCGAAGAGACCUUCCCCUUGGACGGAUCAGGCACUGACUUGAGGAGCAACUACCUUCUCAACGAUAAAAUUGCAGGCAUUGAGGAUGCUGACCUUGUUCUUCUUAUCGGAACCAACCCGAGAUACGAGGCUCCUUUGCUCAACUCUCGAAUUAGGAAAGGUUUCCUGCACCACGAGCUGGAAAUAGGCUAUGUUGGGCCCAAGAUUGAUCUUAACUACGAAUACGAGCAUUUGGGAAAUACUGCCGACGUCCUGAAACAGUUGGCCAGCGGACAACACCCAUUCAGCAAGAGGCUUGCUGCUGCCAAGCACCCGAUGGUUAUCUUGGGUUCGGAGCAGCUCAAGAGAGACGACGGAGCGGCCAUUCUUUCUCUCGCCCAACAAAUUUCACAUGCUGCUGCUUCAGGCGCGCCCGCUGAGUGGAAGGUUUUGAACGUCCUGCAAAGAGUGGCCUCACAAGUUGCUGCCCUUGACCUUGGUUACACUCCUGGCGUGGCCAAGAUUAGGGCAAACCCACCAAAGGUCCUGUUCCUUCUCGGCGCUGACGAGGGAACCAUCACCAGGGCAGAUUUGCCCAAGGAUGCUUUUGUCAUCUACCAAGGACAUCAUGGUGACGCUGGUGCUUCGAUGGCUGAUGCCGUCCUUCCUGGCGCGGCCUACACCGAAAAGCAGGCCACCUACGUCAACACCGAAGGCAGGGCACAGGAAACUUUGGUCGCAGUCACAGCUCCUGGCAUGGCAAGAGAGGACUGGAAAAUUAUUAGAGCCCUUUCUGAAAUUGUUGGUGCCAAACUUCCCUACGAUAAUUUGGACGAGAUCAGAAAUAGGCUCGAGGAAGUGUCACCAAACCUUGUUAGAUACGGAGAUGCAGAAAGUGCAAACUUUGUUGCCCAAGCUAGAGAAUUGUCAAAGUUGGUCCAGGGUGGAGUAUCGUCAACUCCUUUGGACGUGAGGCUGAAGAAAUUGGAAGACUUCUUCAUGACCGACAGCAUCAGCAGAGCAUCCCCAACAAUGGCAAAGUGCGUUCAGGCGGUUAUCAAACAAAAGGAAUCCAAAUACUGAGGAGAUCGUUGACACCGUCUUGGAGGAAGGAUUGAUUUCUAUGUAGACCGUCUCACAUAAGUUAUUUCUGAUAAGAAAAACACUGCGUUUAGUUUUGCUUGCAAUUCUAAGCACAUCAUUUCCCGGGGCAAAGCAUACUUUGUACAUAAUUCUAUAAAUGUCAUGUGUUGAUCAUGAUGCUGUUGUAUGUUAGGAAUAAAAUAUUACAAAAUCUUAAAUAA